Larimichthys crocea (large yellow croaker) is the source of this 8823-nucleotide messenger RNA. It is a transcript of the gene ptprbl, whose product is annotated as protein tyrosine phosphatase receptor type B, like. Gene Ontology annotation, biological process: angiogenesis; peptidyl-tyrosine dephosphorylation involved in inactivation of protein kinase activity. NCBI's taxonomy places the organism in Eukaryota, Metazoa, Chordata, Actinopteri, Sciaenidae. Bases 62 to 7981 code for a protein of 2639 amino acids. Gene Ontology annotation, molecular function: cadherin binding; protein tyrosine phosphatase activity. The record is from RefSeq and is a predicted model, not a curated record. The transcript is spliced from 34 exons. Gene Ontology annotation, cellular component: signaling receptor complex.
CACUCACUUCCCUUCAGCUCGUCCAUUCUGCUCAUCUGAAGCUGGACGACACGCACGUAACAUGGAUGCCCUAAUUCUGCUUUUCUUUAUACUUGUGAGGUUCAGCUGCGUGUCCGGGUUCCUCAUCAUGUUGACACCGAGGAGGUUAUGUCUGUUAAGCCAAAGUCAAAUCGUCAUCCUGGGACGCUGUGAUGUCACCAGCCCUGCCCAUCAGUGGGAGUGGCUGGGUGGCGCCCGGCUGAUCAACACUCUGUCCUCACGGUGUCUCUGGGCGGACCCCAGCCCCCGCCUUCCACUCCACGCCCGCCUCGCCAAACUCAGCGACUGUAGCAGUGCACCGGCGUGGAGCUGUGACAACAAUAACGGAGUGUUUGGAUUGGCUGAGACACACAUGUACCUGAAAAAACAGGGGUUACGCGUGGUGAUUGGAGGAAACAUUCAGAUGUCAGAAUGGAGAAAGUAUGAUGAAGACUCUGGAGGGAAUCAGCUGAUGACUUCAUUAUGCCCUGAAACAGACACAACUCCUCUCUCCACGAUCUUUUAUUCAUCCACACAUAAACCAUUGGGACUCUCCAGCACCUUCAACACCAUCAGAGGUCCUACCAUGACUGUCACUAAUGAACAGUUAUCAAACACAGUCAAAAUCCAGCGAACCACCAGACAACUCACCACAUUGGAGGUCCACGCUUCACCAACGAAUGGAACCUCAGUGUAUGUGAAUGACAUCACCAAACCUCGAACCAGGAGGUCAGCAACAACAGAUCCUGAUGUUUCUACUUCAGUCACAGAGCUGUCAGCUUUGAACAGCAGCCAAAUAAUCUCCUCAAGUUCAUCUGUGCUCAUGACUGACCGAUCCAUAAAAGUUUCAGAGAGUUCAUCAACAAACCACCCAGAACCCUUCAGUACCCUCAGGACUGAAGCCGAGACAUCAGAACACAGAGAAAAGUCCACCAUGUCCUUCUUAACGAGCGGAAACAAGUCAACUGAAUCUGCAGCUGUGACCCUGGCUUCCUCUACAGUUUCUUCAAAGUCACACAUGACGGACUCGACUGAUCCUCUGGUCACAUCGGAUUUCACUUCUGUCAUCUCUGAUGCCACCUCUGACAUCACUGUUGGUGUAUCUGCUGUUUCUGACACAGAGUCUGCUUAUACACAUUCAGUCUACAAUAAUACCUACCUGUCACCUGCAUCCCCCAUAACAACACCAGCACCUCUGACUGUGCCUUCAACAGCAGGUAUGACAUCUACAUCAGUCACGGAGACAGAUCCAACGUCGACCCAUCGCAUCCUGCUUUUGACUUCCCAAACUUCACCAACAGUUACCUCAGUGCUGGACUCAACAGUUCAUCCAAAACUCUCAGCUAGCCCCUCAACUGAUGGUGUUCCACUUACUGUGAUGUCGACAGGAGGGAUCCCCAACUCAACUCCAACAGUACCACCUAUGAGUCCAAGAACAACAGCUAACAGCAAACCCACUACCACCCCCACAACCACAACGAUUACAACCACAUCUACAACCAAACCCAAAACUCCCCCGGUAACCACAACCACAACUCCUACAACCAAACCCACAACCACCCCGGUAACCACAACCACAACACCUACAACCAAACCCACAACCACCCUGGUAACCACAACCACAACACCUACAACCAAACCCACAACCACCCCGGUAACCACAACCACAACACCUACAACCAAACCCACAACCACCCCGGUAACCAAAAGCAUAACACCUACAACCAAACACACAACCACCCCUGUAAUCACCACAACUGACGCCAUGUUGACCACAGUCAUCAUGACCACCCUGACUCCAACUACAACCAUUACAACCACCAUCAGCACCACUCCAAAAACACCUGCAGCUACAACAACAACCAGAACAACCACAGCUCCUCCUCCAAACACACUUCAAACCACAACUUCAGGAUUGACCUCCACCACACCUGUCCAGUCUACCAAGGUUUCCCACUGCUCUGUAAACUUCACGGAGGUCCUGACCCACACAGAUUGUGUCGUGGUGAAGUUCAGCACCGCCGGACUCUCCUGUAACUUCACCGCAUUCACAGAUGAUGACAGGUGGGCUGACUGCGACAUUGACGGAGAGUCCAGGAACGCCUUUGUCUGUCAGAUCCUGGGUCUGGAACCUGGGACGUUGUACAGCUUAAUAGUGAUUUCCUUGAAAGAUGGAGAGAGGAACAAUGUGUCAGUGCGCACAGACCCAGUUGGUCCGGCUCUCCUGGACAUUGAGCUGGACGAGGUUAAGGCUCAGUAUAAAAUCCAGUCUGAGGUCCGCGAUGAGACUUCAGGCCUGCGUGUGUUCUGGUCCCGUUCUGCCGGUCAUGUGGACUGGUACGACCUUACUCUGGAGGACAGCAGCUCCGGAUUCACCCGCAAGACCAGAAUCAUGGGCUCUGCUGCCCCCCAGUCUGGUUUCAGCUCACUGGUCCCUGGUACACGGUACACAGUCAGUGUGGUGGCUUCAGCUGGGAACAAGAGUGCUCCACCUGUCCACACCUUUGCCACUACAGCUCCGUCGUUGGUCCGUGGUCUCCAGGUGACGUCAUUGUCGUCAGACAGCCUCCAUGUUACCUGGCAGGCUGGUCCAGGCAGAACUGAGCAGUUCAAGGUUCUGCUGACAGAUCUGGAUGGGGUUCUGUUGAAGAACGUCACACUGCAGAACACUGUGACCUCUACUUGGCUGGACGGCCUGCAGCCCGGAACCCUGUACACUAUCACUGUGGUAACUGAGGCCGUUGGCCUGCAGAGCUCUGCCUCCAAACAGGCUGUCACAGUCCCAGCACCGGUAUCAGGUCUCAGGCUGGAGAACAAUGGUAGCUCAGACCGUCUGCAGGCCUCCUGGAUGUCGCCUGAAGGGGGCUUGGAUGUCUACCUGGUGACCCUCUCAGCUCUGGGAUCGACCCCCCAGGAGUAUCACCUGCCUCCCAACAUCACCCAGGUUUCCUUUGAGGGUCUGACCCCCGGACUGAGCUAUCAGCUGACUGUCCGGACCACAGCAGCAGGACAGAGCUCAGAGACCAGGACCAGUGCAAGGACCGUUCCUGAUCGGGUCUCGGCUCUUGCCAUGACGCCUCUCAGUGAUGGUGAGAUUCUGAGGGUCAGCUGGUCGCCCCCCAGAGGCCACUGGGAGAACUACAGCGUCGUGCUAAGGAAUGCUUCAGUGGUUCUGGUGAAGCGAACCAUUGGUAAACUGAGCACACAGCACACAUUCUCCGGCCUCGCUCUGGUGCCAGGACGACUCUACAUGGCAGAGGUCACAGUUCACAGCGGCAUUCUGGGUAACACAGCGCACUGCCAUGGACGACUGGCGCCGCGUCCUGUGCAGCGGCUGGUCAUCCGUCAUGCUAAUGAAACCACUCUGAGUGUCCUGUGGAACUGGCCCAUUGGUGAAUGGGAUGGCUUCACUGUGGUCCUCAGACAGGUGGACCCUGCCACCAUUGUGUCUCAGCGGGUCCUUUCAUGGGAAGCCCGAGAAUGCACCUUUAACAUCCUCACCUCAGGACGUCUGUACACCAUCACCGUGACAACCAACAGUGGCAACCUGACGAGCUCCGCCUCUGUGACUGCACGGACCACUCCAGCUCAAGUCUCCAGGCUGCAGGUCUCUAACUUCGGCACCGUCGACAGCCUACAGGCUGAGUGGGAGCGAGCCUCUGGGGAUCUGGACUCAUACCGGGUCCUGCUGGUCCACGACAGCAGUGUUAUCAAGAACCAGAGUGUGGAAGCCGACGCCACCAACAUCAGCUUCCACGCUUUGAGACCCGGAGCUCUGUACAAGGUGGUGUUAACCACCAUCAGAGCCGGACAGACCUCUAGGCAGACGGUCGCAGAGGGACGCACCGUCCCGGCUGCAGUUGGCGAGGUGAUGGUCAGUAACAACGGUCGGAUGGACUUCCUCAGCGUGUCGUGGCGUCCGGCUCCAGGUGAGGUGGACAAUUACUUGGUGAGCCUGAGUGACGGCGACAAGACGCUUCACACGGUUUACAAGUCAAGUUCAGAGUGUGUGUUCAACUCUCUGGUGUCUGGACGUCUCUACAACAUCUCCAUCAGCUCCCGCAGUGGCAUCUACCAGAACCACACUGUCAUCCAGGAGAGGACACAACCAUCAAAGGUGGAGAACCCGACAGCCACUCACGCUGCUCGUGACGACUACCUGAAGGUGUACUGGCGCCACGCUGCUGGAGACUUGGACUUCUACCAGGUGUCCAUCAAACACAACAACAUGUUCCUGCAGAACAAGACAGUCCUGAAGACACAGAAUGAAUGUGUGUUUAAUGGCCUGGUACCGGGCCGCCUCUACACGGUACUGGUCAGCACCUGGAGUGGGAAAUAUGAAACCAGUGCCUCCACCCAUGGCCGGACCUUCCCAGCGGCGGUCCGCUCCCUGGCUCUGGCUGGUGGUGGUACUGAGGACCUGCAGGUGACGUGGUCCGCUGCUCCUGGUGACGUGGAUCACUAUGAGGUGCAGCUGCUGUUCAAUGACAUGAAGGUGUUUCCUCCGAUCACGCUGGGCAGCGGCGUUGGAGAGUGUGUCCUGUCCUCACUCACACCUGGACGCCUCUACAAGAUCCUGGUCUCCACCUUCAGUGGACCCAACCAGAGGGCCCAGUUCAUAGAGGGCCGGACAGUUCCCAGUAAAGUAAAGAACAUCCAUGUCAGUAACAGUGGGGACAGCACCAGUCUGAAGGUGAGCUGGACUCCUGGUCCGGGCGAUGUGGACGGGUACUCUGUGUUUCUGUUCAGACUGAGCAGACAGCUGGACAUCCGGCCCGUCCUCAAACACCACAAUGAGGUGACAUUUGGCUCCCUGCAGCCUGGACAGAUGUACAGUGUGAUGGUUCAGUCCAUUAGCGGAGACCUGCUGAACAACAACACGGCCACCGGACGCACAGUGCCAUCAACUGUGACUGGUCUCCAGGUGGAGGACCUCCAGUCUACCUGCAGCCUUCAGGUCAGCUGGCAAGAGGCUCUGGGCGUGUCCGACGGAUAUGUCCUGCAGCUUCUUGAUGAGCGGGGUGGCCUGGUGAAGAACUCCUCUCAGCUCUCCGGAAACACCAGGCACAGGUUCGAUGUCCUCAUCCCGGGAAAGAAGUACCAAGUUGUGGUCCAGACCACCAGUGGGGGGGUCCACAGCCUGGGCGUCAGCACAGAGGCUCGGACACGUCCUGCAGCCGUCACUGAUCUGUCCAUCAAAGCCAACACCACCACCAGUCUGUCGUUCCACUGGUUCCCACCAGAGGGAGAGUUCCAGAGUUACGAGGUCUUCCUGUUUAAAAGUGACGACUCGCUGCAGGAGAGACGACGAGACCAGUCCAGCACUCAGCAGUGCUCGUUCCAGGGUCUCCGACCUGGAGCUCUGUACAGGAUGGUGGUGGUGACCAAUAGUGGGGAGCAGAGCAACCAGACUUCUAUCUGGGCCAGGACAGUCCCGGCAGCUGUGGCAUCUCUGAAGGCUCACAGUGGAAACCAGUCUGAUGCUCUGUGGGUGAACUGGGAUCAGGGUGGUGGUGAACUGAGCGGUUACCUGCUGACCCUCUACGAACCCAACGGGUCUUGGCAGGUCGAGCAGCGGCUAGGACCAAAGGUCACACAGUUCGUUUUCUCACACCUGGUGCCAGGUCGACUGUAUCGAGCAGAGGUCCUGAGUCUGAGCGGAGAUCUGAGCAACAGAGCCAGCACCCUGGGCAGAACUGCUCCUGGACCUGCGACCUCCUUCCUGUUCAGAGGCGUCACCAACACCUCCCUGGAGAUUACGUGGAGUGGCCCCAUCGGCUCCGACUAUGACGACUUUGACCUGCAGUGGACUCCUCGAGACCGGCUGUCCGUCAUCAACCCAUACCACAGCCGAACCUCUGGUAGCCGCAUCCUGAGAGGAAUGUUUCCCGGCCGACUGUACACCUUCAGCCUACGCACUGCCAGUGGGACCACAGGGCCUGAGGCCACGCGUACCUACAGCACACCCAUCACCAACAGCAUCCGGACCAAGCCAGAGCGAGUCCACAGCCUCCACUGUCGCCCUCAGAGCUCCACCUCCAUCUCCUGCUCCUGGGGGCCACCGGAGGCCGACUACGACUCCUACACCAUUGAGUGUCUCCACCAGGACUCCCGGAUCUUGGUCUACUCUCGACGCACUGGUCGAGACUCCACCUCCUACCUGAUCACCCAUCUGGAGCCCCACAAACGCUACACCGUUUCUGUGAAGGUCAUCUCAGACCGGACGACCAGCGCCGAGGCUCAGGACAGCGUGGUCACCAUGAUCGACCGUCCUCCGGUGCCUCCUCUCAGUACCCGGAUUAGUGACAGCACUGCUGUGGUCACCAAGUCCUCCAUCUUCUUCAAGUUUAACUGCAGCUGGUUCAGUGAUGUCAACGGAGCUGUCAGGUUCUUCACCGUUGUGGUGACGGAGUCUGAAGGUUUCGAUGACGUACAGCCGGAGCAGCAGGACCCACUGCCGUCCUACCUGGACUAUAAAUCCAACAGCUCCAUUAAUACCUACCAGACCGGUUACUUCCCCAGUGAGUGCAUUGGGGGCCUCGACAGCAGCUCCCACAGCUUUGAGAUAAAUGUGGGGACAGGGAUGGAGUCACUGGGAGGCUCCUGUGACCACAGAGACUCAGAUCUGGAUUCAGAGACCAGCAGCAGAGACCAGAACCUGUUCUGUGACGGACCGCUGAUACCCAAAACUGCCUACAGGCUCAGCAUCCGAGCAUUCACUAAGCUGUUUGAUGACGAACAGAACGACUUCACCUCCAGAUCUUCUCUGUUCACCGACACCUACAUGUCGCUGCCGCUGCUCACCGAGGCUGAACCUCUGAGCGGUGUCAUCGAAGGCGUCAGUGCUGCCAUCUUCCUCAUCGCCGUGAUGGUCGGAGUCACUGUUCUGCUCGUGUGCAGACAGAAGGCUCGCAAAGUUGUUGAAGAGAGAGCCACAGUCAGGAUGAGUGUGAGGAGAGAGAGACCCACACCAGGACUUCACCACGGGGUCAGAGGUCAUCGUCGUAUCUCAAGUCCCAUCAAGAUCCAGAACUUUGAGAGUCACUACAACAACCUGCAGGCUGACUCCCACUACCUGCUGUCUCAGGAAUACGAGGAUCUGAAGGACGUCGGGCGAAAUCAACCUCUGGACUCCGCGCUGCUGCCAGAGAAUCGCGGCAAGAACCGAUACAACAACAUCCUGCCCUAUGACUCGACAAGAGUGAAGCUGUCCUAUGUGGAUGAUGAUCCGUGUUCUGACUACAUCAACGCCAGUUACAUCCCUGGGAACAACUUUCGUCGGGAAUAUGUUGCCACACAGGGUCCACUGCCAGGAACCAAAGAUGAUUUCUGGAAGAUGGUUUGGGAGCAAAAUGUCCACAAUAUCGUGAUGGUGACUCAGUGUGUGGAGAAAGGCAGGGUGAAGUGUGACCAUUAUUGGCCUUUUGAUCAGGAUGCUUUGUACUAUGGAGACCUGAUUGUCCAGAUGUUGUCAGAGUCUGUUCUACCUGAGUGGACCAUCCGAGAGUUUAACAUCUGCAGCGAGGAGCAGCUGAGCUUCACUCGGCUUGUUCGUCAGUUUCACUACACAGUCUGGCCAGAUCAUGGAGUCCCAGAGACCACUCAGUCCCUAAUCCAGUUUGUCAGGACCGUCCGGGACUACGUCAACAGGAGUCCUGGAUCUGGACCCACUGUGGUCCACUGCAGUGCUGGUGUGGGUCGAACAGGGACCUUCAUCGUUCUGGAUCGAGUACUACAGCAGCUGGACACCAAGGACACACUGGAUAUCUACGGCUCCGUCUUUGACCUGCGACUCCAUCGAUCACACAUGGUGCAGACUGAGUGUCAGUACGCGUACCUCCAUCAGUGUGUUCGUGAUGUUUUGAGAGCCAGGAAGCUUCGUAGUGAGCAGGAGAACCUCUAUCCCGUCUAUGAGAACGUGAACUACACCUCCCAAAGAGAGAUGGUGUGCACCAGGCGGUGAACAUGGAAUACUACAAAGCAACACAGAAAUUUAUUAAUUUAAUGACAGACUGUGUACAUAUACUGCAUCAUAUCCAUGUACAUAUACUGCGUCAUAUCUGUGUUUGUAUAUAUUUAUUAUAGGAAUGCUGCAUUUUAAAUUAUAUAUAUACGUUUUGUAAUAUUUGCACAGUUUAUAGAAAACAUCACAUGAUGAAGAUUUACAGUAGGAUGAUGAUGGUGAUGAUGUCAUGACACAGCUUCAUCAUCAGUCUGUUGCUCAUGAUGACUGGAUGGAUUACUGAAGUGUUGAUAGAUCUACAAACACAAUAAUAAUAACUGUAAAUUUAUUAAAUUAUUGAUUAAAACCUGAAAAACAAUCAGACAAAAAACAUUUUUCAAAUUCAAUUCCUUUUUCAUCCCUGUGUAUUGACUUCACAUAGAACUACAAACGUUCCUGUACUACUACAAACAUUCACAUAGAACUACAAACGUUCCUGUAGAACUACAAACGUUCCUGUAGAACUACAAACGUUCACAUAAAACUACAAACGUUCCUGUACUACUACAAACAUUCACAUAGAACUGCAAACGUUCCUGUAGAACUACAAACGUUCCUGUAGAACUACAAACAUUCACAUAGAACUACAAACGUUCCUGUAGAACUACAAACGUUCCUGUAGACUGACCCUCAUCAUCUGCCGUAGCUCGUCAUCUGUGAAAUGUAAAAAUAUAUUUUUUUAAACAUACAAAGUGAACUUUAUUUUGAAAGAACAGACCGGAUAUCUAAACAUCUGCUGAUUGAUUGAUCACCUGUGUAAUGUGAUUACUUAUGAAUGAAUAAAGUAAUCGAGUAUUCUCAGA